Messenger RNA from Marasmius oreades (fairy-ring Marasmius), 1311 nucleotides. RefSeq lists its product as uncharacterized. The record is from RefSeq and is a predicted model, not a curated record. The transcript has a single exon. Bases 19 to 1311 code for a protein of 430 amino acids. NCBI's taxonomy places the organism in Eukaryota, Fungi, Basidiomycota, Agaricomycetes, Agaricales, Marasmiaceae.
CACAACGAUAACUAACCGAUGUCCAAGGAGCAACGAGAAUCGAGGAUCGUGCGAGCUUCUGUCUACGAUGCUUUCGUCCAACUUGGUGGACUCAACGAAGACGGGAUUGUAAAGCAGUGGAUGUUCGGGGAAUCAGCGCCACAUCUCACAGAUCGAAGAGGAAGAAAUGGCGUGCAGUUUCGGGAGAGGGUGUCGGUAAUGCCCAUUGAGGAGAGGGUUUACGAUGAGCCCGAAGUGGACAAUGGUGGAGGGAGUCGAGAUGGGUCACACAAGUCGAACUUGUCCUCCAAGUUGACCGCCAAGUUGCGGUCGAGAUCGAAGUCCAGAACGCGGAAAGAUGGGGAGACUUCUGAAGGACGUGACGGGCGCACAACUCCAACUUCACAUCCGAAGCCGCCCAAAGGAAAAAGAUUGUUUUCUAGGAAACCCUCCUCUCCGCCUUUACCCGACACUUCCACUCCCGCUGAUCCACUCGGGAUUGCUCAUUCGAUGGCGAGCACUGAAACAGUAACAACGGCCGCUUCUCAGGGAAUACCUCCACGGAAGUCCCCUUCAAGGGCCUUGAAAGCGUUAUUUAGGAGAGAUAUGUCCCAAGACGAUGAGAGCAUGAAUCAUACAGUGGAUAGUCAAACAAGGGAACUCGAGGUAGACCCUCGUCGGAAGGGCGAGAAAAGACUAUCCUAUGCCGUCCCCCUGUCUGCUUUUCAGUCUUUACGGAAGCGUGAACCCCCCAAUCUUACCCCCAUAGUCACCGUCAAUACGGAAAAGUUCAUCUCUGUUUCGCAGUCUCUACCUCCGUCACCUUUCUUGCUCGUUACUCCGGAAGCGUGGAGUGACCGGAAAGAGGACGGUUUACAAACCCCCGCUACACCAUACGUUUUAUGCUCGCCUGUGGAUGAAAGUAAACUCCGUAAGCAGCUGUCAAGCCCCAUUCAAUCAGCGCUAUCACCAGCUAUUCCAGUUUCGGUCUCGAAGACUGCACGCGGUAGUUCGGACGACAAUGGAUUCGUCGGAUUCCAAUCAACCACCCACCUCGGAAGCGAUUUAGACAAAGAGAACGUAUCCAUUAAUGAAGGGCUUUCCAAGGAUUCCCAUGCCCCCUCGCCAUCGCGACCUGAUAUACCGUUACGGCGAAUUUCAUCGCUCCGUGCGCGUGAAAACCCAUUUCCCAUCAGACCCAUCAGGCCAGUGCCAGUUUCGCUGACCAGAGAUGGAAUCAAAGCUCAGAAUUUGCGCUAUUCGUUGGAUGCCCGAGCAUCAGCUCUACACAUUCACUAUAACCGUUAUUGGGACAAUCAUCCCUCGUCCUAA